Molecule: messenger RNA, 942 nt
Organism: Penicillium diatomitis
Lineage: Eukaryota; Fungi; Ascomycota; Eurotiomycetes; Eurotiales; Aspergillaceae
Product: class I SAM-dependent DNA methyltransferase
Exons: 2
Coding region: 1-942 (313 amino acids)
Source: RefSeq, a predicted model, not a curated record
AUGAAGACGAUUCAAGAAAUGCUGGCUGAGAAGGAUGGCCAUUCUGAUUCUCAAUCGGUGCGAUAUUUGGGAACGGUGGAGGCGUACGAUAAAUGGGCCGAGGUCUACGACACCGAUGGCAACUUUCUCCAGCGCCUUGACACAAUGGAGAUGAAACGAAUACUACCUCGAUUCCUCGAGUGCGUCUAUGCACGUUUCCAUGAUCAGCCCACUCGAUCUGAGCGCAUGGCUCUGUUGGAUCUAGGCUGUGGGACGGGCCGGAAUACAAUCCAAUUACUCAAUGCGCUUGCAGUCCAAGAACAAGAAGAGACGACCUCAAAGCCAGAUGGUCCUCCCGUUCCAAAUGUGCACGUUAUCGGCUUGGAUGCCUCACCUGGAAUGCUGAAAGUUGCGCGGUCCGCCAUUGAUGAAGCCAUGGGCGCUGGGGGCGCUCCUGCCAACCCGAGGUAUACAGGUCCAAAGGUGGUGCUGGGUACUAUCGAUCUUCUGCUUCAGCCUGCGGCGCUACGGACACAGUUGCCGCCUUUACUUCGGGACACUGGCGCAGCUGGGGUGAUAUGCACACUUGUGUUGGAGCACGCUCCCCUCAGGCAAUUCUUCCAAGCUACGUCUGCGACGAUGUGUCCCGGGGGGUAUUUGUUGCUUACCAACAUGCAUGCAGAUAUGGGUCUUCGCAGCCAAGCCGGAUUUACUGAUCCCCAAAGUGGGAUCAAGAUUCGACCUACCAGUUACUGCCACUCGAUCGAGGAGAUAGUAAGCGCGGCAGAAGCGGCCGGGUUCCAGAUGGAAGAUAUUUUUCGACAGGAGGCUUCGAACGGUGGAGUCAGGGAACGGGCCAUUGACGAAGAUCUAGCUGGAGAACUAGGUCCGAGAGCGAGGAAAUGGAUUGGAAUCACAGUGUGGUUCGGGGUAUGUUUUAGCAAAAAGACAUCGGAGAGAUAG